Messenger RNA from Coprinopsis cinerea okayama7#130, 831 nucleotides. RefSeq lists its product as hypothetical. The transcript has 9 exons. The record is from RefSeq and is a predicted model, not a curated record. Lineage: Eukaryota; Fungi; Basidiomycota; Agaricomycetes; Agaricales; Psathyrellaceae. Bases 1 to 831 code for a protein of 276 amino acids.
AUGGACGAUGGUGACGGCGUCCAGUCUCUGGGUCAUCAGAGGCCAGGCGAUUCCCCAUACAACGCCAGGCUGAGGACCAACUCCCCCUUAUCGUCACAGCUCGACGCGAUGAAUGUCAGGAGAGACCAACACACCGAAUCAUCCAGACCGAUCAGUUUCGAAUAUAACAGCAGGAAGGACGAAGAACUUCGACCAUCGCUUCUUGGCAACUUCAAACCUCCUCACGAGCUACAGCUCUGUUUGAUACCGAGAAUGACGUCGUUCCUCAAGCUGUACCUUGCGUUUUCGCUGCUGUUUCUUCAUGUUGCGGCCCAAACACUCACUGUAAAGAGCGCGAGGGCAAACGGCUCUGGGUGUCCUCCAGGAACGGCCGUCGUUGACGUCGACAAUAAGAACCAGAAGAUCAAGGUCCGCGUCCAGAGAUUCAAGGCUGAAGCUGGCCCUGGGCUGCGGAUCUCGUCCAGUCGACGAAACUGCAGGGUGACUCUAGCUGUUGACGUCCCUGAAGGCUACUCCUUUGCUGCUGAGAAAACGGUCGCGAAAGCCUCCUAUUCAGCUCAGUCUGGCGUCACUUUGACGAGCUCCAGCCUCGCCUACUUCCAAGGUGAACUGGAGCAGGGCAAAGGAUCUACGACGGUCUCAGGGCCAACUAAGGGCGAAUCUACGCUUACCAACGAGGUCUCGCCUCGCGUUUGGAGUCCGUGUGGAAAGGAUGCGAUCCUCAAUCUAGGAACGGAUCUGCGGGUCAAUAAUGCGGGGAAUCGACAACGUUCAGGCUCUAUCUCGGUUGACGAUGUCUGGGAGGGAACGUUCGUCUGGCGCAAGUGCUAG